UUUCAUUUGUUACUCUUGCAGAGUGAUAAUGGCGUUGCAGGAUGGGAUAGCGGAGUUUUACGACCAGUCGUCGGGGCUUUGGGAAGACAUUUGGGGAGACCACAUGCACCAUGGCUUUUACGAUCCCGCUUCCAGUGUUUCCGCUUCCGAUCAUCGAGCUGCCCAGAUCCGAAUGAUCGAAGAAUCGCUCCGUUUCGCUGGGAUUACCGAUGACCCAGAAAAGCAGCCCAAGACAAUAGUUGAUGUUGGGUGUGGCAUAGGAGGCAGCUCCAGAUACUUAGCCAGGAAAUUUGGAGCAAAAUGUCAAGGCAUUACUUUGAGCCCUGUUCAAGCUGAAAGGGCCAAUGUUAUUGCUAAAGAUGAAGGACUUGCAGACAUGACUUCUUUUCAAGUUGCAGAUGCUUUGACGCAACCGUUCCCUGAUGGCCAAUUUGAUCUAGUUUGGUCUAUGGAAAGUGGAGAACACAUGCCUGAAAAAGCAAAGUUUGUCAAUGAGUUGGCUCGAGUUGCAGCACCGGGAGGCACUAUAAUAAUAGUGACAUGGUGCCAUAGGGAUCUUGGUCCAUCCGAAGAGUCUUUGCAGCCAUGGGAGAAAAAGCUGCUAAACAGGAUAUGCAAUGCUUAUUAUUUACCUGAGUGGUGUUCUACUUCUGAUUAUGUCAAACUUCUUCAGUCCCUCUCCCUCCUGGAUGUGAGGGCUGCUGAUUGGUCUGAGCAUGUUUCCCCGUUCUGGCCGGCAGUGAUACGGUCGGCGUUUACAUGGAAGGGUUUCAUAUCGCUGCUACGUAGUGGAUUAAAGACCAUCAAAGGUGCAUUGGUGAUGCCAUUGAUGAUCCAAGGAUACCGGAAGGGUGUGAUCAAGUUCGCCAUCAUUACCUGCCGGAAACCCGAGUAAAUCGCUACGGAAACCGAAUGUUUCGAGUGUAUUGAUUUCUGUUGUACUCAGUGUAGGUAGAUGGUGGAGGAUGCUACACAAUUUCAAACAUCCAUUGUCUCACUCAAGCUUUCAUGAUUAAGCUUCAAAGUCUUUAUUGUUUAUA
Messenger RNA from Hibiscus syriacus, 1040 nucleotides. RefSeq names its product probable tocopherol O-methyltransferase, chloroplastic. The transcript is spliced from 7 exons. Gene Ontology annotation, biological process: methylation. Gene Ontology annotation, molecular function: S-adenosylmethionine-dependent methyltransferase activity. Bases 29 to 895 code for a protein of 288 amino acids. The record is from RefSeq and is a predicted model, not a curated record. Lineage: Eukaryota; Viridiplantae; Streptophyta; Magnoliopsida; Malvales; Malvaceae.